This is a messenger RNA of Papilio xuthus (Asian swallowtail), 1104 nucleotides long. RefSeq names its product cleavage and polyadenylation specificity factor subunit 5 (gene Cpsf5). The record is from RefSeq and is a predicted model, not a curated record. Gene Ontology annotation, biological process: mRNA 3'-end processing. Bases 159 to 836 code for a protein of 225 amino acids. Lineage: Eukaryota; Metazoa; Arthropoda; Insecta; Lepidoptera; Papilionidae. Gene Ontology annotation, cellular component: mRNA cleavage factor complex. Gene Ontology annotation, molecular function: mRNA binding. The transcript has 4 exons.
UCUAUGUGUAAUGGCCGACUGUUUCGUUUUGUGACGCUUGAAUUUUUCUUUAAAGUUUCAAGAAACUUCACAUACCUAUAAACCAAAACCUUUAGUUACUUUCAAGCUGUGUUCAUCUUUAUUUCUUUAAGAUACAUAAUAGUAACAUUUAAUUUGAAAUGGCAGCUGUGCAAGGUCCACCGGGGAAACAGUGGCCGGUGCGUCCUGGCGUGCAACAUCAGAAUAGUCAUAACAGUGGAAAUUUAACACUAAAUAGAACAAUAAACUUAUAUCCUCUAACUAAUUAUACAUUCGGAACCAAAGAGCCAUUGUUUGAGAAGGAUGCAUCGGUACCAGCAAGGUUUCAGAGGAUGAGGGAAGAAUUUGUCAAAAUCGGUAUGCGGAGAUCUGUAGAAGGUGUGCUACUGGUUCAUGAACAUGGAUUACCUCAUGUCUUGUUGUUGCAGCUGGGUACAGCAUUCUUUAAACUGCCUGGUGGUGAACUGAACCCUGGAGAGGAUGAAAUUGAAGGUCUCAAACGUUUAUUAACGGAGACAUUGGGAAGACAAGAUGGUGUUAAACAAGAGUGGGUAAUAGAAGAUACAAUAGGUAAUUGGUGGAGACCAAAUUUUGAACCGCCUCAAUAUCCAUACAUUCCACCUCAUAUUACAAAACCUAAAGAGCAUAAGAGAUUAUUUCUGGUACAAUUACAAGAUCGUGCAUUAUUUGCUGUACCAAAGAAUUAUAAAUUGGUUGCGGCUCCGUUAUUUGAGUUGUACGAUAAUGCACAAGGGUACGGACCGAUAAUAUCAUCAUUAUCACAAAGUCUUUGCAGGUUUAAUUUUGUUUAUAUGUAGUGUUUUUUAUUUGGAACGGAUCACAGAUAUAGCAGGGCCAUUUUUAUAUGUCAUAUUUGAUGUUUCUAGCUAUCAACAACCCCGUCUGCUCGGAAUUAAAAAAAUUUGUAGUCUAUGUGUUCUUCCAGACUAUGUUCCACAUCUAUGGCAAAUUUCAUCCAAAUCCAUACGGCCAUUCGUGAGAUAUUUUCUGACAUCAAAACAUUUGCAUUUGUUAUAUUAGUAAGAUUUAAUUUCAUGUCUUUACAAUAUUGUUUUAGUGAAUUCU